This is a messenger RNA of Dicentrarchus labrax (European seabass), 2277 nucleotides long. RefSeq names its product G-protein coupled receptor 20-like. The transcript is spliced from 7 exons. Gene Ontology annotation, biological process: phospholipase C-activating G protein-coupled receptor signaling pathway; positive regulation of Rho protein signal transduction. Gene Ontology annotation, molecular function: G protein-coupled receptor activity. The coding region runs from base 674 to 1780 and encodes 368 amino acids. The record is from RefSeq and is a predicted model, not a curated record. Lineage: Eukaryota; Metazoa; Chordata; Actinopteri; Moronidae. Gene Ontology annotation, cellular component: membrane.
UCAAAAUGAUGCUAACAAGGGGACAAAAAGAAGGAGAGAAGAAAGGCACAUUGAAAGGAGUGAGACACACAACAAUAGAAGCAAGCAGAAAGAUCUGAGGAUGUUUGAGAAAUUUAUGGAGAAAACAAGACACUGAGUAUCAGCAGACAGGCUGACAAAGUGACAGAAAUGACAGGGAUGCCUCUUUAUGUACAGAUCUGAAGAGGUGUGUUGAUUACUACAGCCAACUGGCAUGACUCGAGCAUCUGAAAGGAGAAACCCAACUGACACACUGACAAGAGAAAUGAAAUUCUCACUGAAAUACUGAACCGCUCCAGACAGAAAAGCGACUGACGUGAGUAGAUGUCAGAGAUGAUACAAGGGUGAACAGGUCAUUGAAAGUUGAAGCAUCCUUACUUGGAAAAGAUCCAGCAUCACCUGGUUGGACACUGACCAAGAGUCAUCGGAUUAGGAUGGACAUGAGAUGACACUCCAACUUCAGCAGAGACAGAUUUUACUCGGUCAGAGAUAGUCUACUGGUUUUGCUUGUCUCUACUUUUUCUCUAGAGUUUCUGGAUCAACUCUAACUCCAUCAUCAUCAUCAUCCUCACCAUCAUCAACUACGUGCAUCAUCAUCAUCAUCAUCAUCAUCAUCAUCAUCAUCAUCAUCAUCAUCAUCAUCAUCACCACCAUUAUGAUGAACUUCAACAGCACUGAAUCCUGGCUUUUUAUCAAUACUUCAUUUUCCACCAUGCCUGUAGUAACUAGUCCCAAUAACAGAAGUGGCAUGGAAGGAUAUCUUCAAAGACUGGCUCAUUUAGACGAGGGGCUCUACAAUGACUUUUACGGACUCUGGAUUGCACUGAUGGUCACAAACUCUCUCAUAUUCUUGGUAGGCAUGGUGCUCAACAUAGUUGCACUUUAUGUCUUCUGUUUCCGCACAAAGCAAAAGACGACCUCAGUCAUCUACACCAUCAAUUUGGCAGUUACCGACCUCUUGGUGAACCUCUCUCUGCCGACUCGCAUCCUGCUCUACUACAGCGGAGGAGCUUGCCUCACCUGCUCCUACCUGCACAUCUUCAGCUACUUUGUCAACAUGUACUGCAGCAUCUUGUUUCUGACCUGCAUAUGUGUCGACCGUUACCUUGCAAUUGUGCAGGUUGAAGCUUCCCGUCGGUGGAGGCACUCCAGUGUGGCCAAAUGUGUGUGUGUCUCUGUCUGGCUGUUUGCAAUCGUGGUCACCUACUCCUUCCUUUCUACUGCUUUCCAGCACCCGGGCUGCUGCCUCUCAAAGCUCCUUUUUCUCACCAUCACUGAGUUCUUUCUACCCCUCAUCAUCAUUGUGGUCUUCACACUGCGGAUCAUGUGGGCACUAGCAGAUCGCCGUCUGAUGCAGCAGAGCAGGGAGAGGAGGAGGAGAGCUGUCCAGCUGCUGAGCACAGUGCUGAUCAUCUUCACUGUCUGCUUCACACCCUUCCACAUCAGACAGGUGGUGGUGUACUUCUACCCCGAUAUGCCUCAUCAUGUGAUAGUCUACCACUUGACUGUCACUCUCAGCAGUUUGAAUAGCUGUAUGGAUCCUGUCGUUUACUGCUUUGUUACAAAUAAUUUCCAGGCCACAGUGAGAAAUAUAUUCCGUCGUGCAGAGCCGGAGCAGAGUAGUGGUGACAUCAUCAGCAUGCAGCACAGCUCCAAGGCCUCAGGAGGGACGCCCAACGCCAUCUCUAAUAAUGUGAUCAUGAUGACCAAAAUUCCCACUUCACUGCAGAGAGGCAAUCAGGGGAAGAACCACACACUUUAAAUCCCUUUACACACAGGGUGAAAAGAACUAAAUGUUACUGAGAUGCCACAGUCGCCUAGGGGAAAGGUGGCUGAUAUUUUUGGACUUGGCUGACCGGCGAUAACAGUGUCAGUGUAUUAUGGCACAGUGCUAAGAGCUCAGGAUCAACAGCCACCACCCAACAGCAACACUAAAAACUUUUAUUGACUACUUAAAUCAAUUACAGCGUUGACAAGAAACAAAUUUAGUCUGCAACUAAACAUCAUUAUCAUGCCAAGAAACCUUCCCAUGACUUUGGAGCUGUGAGACAAUCUGUCUGACUGCUACACCAGUUUGCUGCCAGAUUCAAACAAUACAAAAGAAUACAAAGCAGAUUUAUGUGUUUUACUGUAUAACUUGAAUUAUAAAAGGGACAAAAUGCCAAGUCUCAUUAAAAAAGACUUUGAACAUUGAUACUUGAUGUAAUCUUAUCUACAUCAUUCCAAUCUGAUAUAUUUUACAUUUACAAUAAAGUGAAC